Messenger RNA from Pundamilia nyererei, 1583 nucleotides. RefSeq names its product TRPM8 channel-associated factor homolog. Gene Ontology annotation, cellular component: plasma membrane. The record is from RefSeq and is a predicted model, not a curated record. Gene Ontology annotation, molecular function: transmembrane transporter binding. The annotation marks the transcript as partial. Gene Ontology annotation, biological process: positive regulation of protein targeting to membrane. The transcript is spliced from 7 exons. Lineage: Eukaryota; Metazoa; Chordata; Actinopteri; Cichliformes; Cichlidae.
GCCGCCGCCACUGGACUCGAGAUCGGCCACCUAAAGCGUCCUACUGCCAUCACGGGACCCGAGAGCUCCUGGUGUUUUUCUUUAAAGCUGUUGUACUACAGAAAGGCAACGUUCAGUCUACAGAGUAUAAAUCCUCUACACUAUGUCAUCUAACCAGUCAUUCAAAAUCAAACAUGAAGAGGCCUACGCCUCCCUGAUGAGAGGCCUGAAGGAGCUGGACCUACAGGGACCCUGUGUUCCCAGUGACCUGGUCCUGAUUGGAGACCAUGCCUUUCCUUUAGCAAUGAACAGCCGAGGUCAGGUGCUGAUGGCUGCCUCUCUGUACGGCAGUGGAAGGAUUGUGGUCCUGGGUCAUGAGGGCUACUUGAAAGCCUUUCCUGCUCUGGUAGAAAAUGCUCUGACCUGGCUGAGAGGUGAUGGAUCUGAUAACCUCUCUGUAGGGGUGCACAGAAAUGUCAGUGCAGCUGCUAAUAGCCUAAAAAAAUCCAGCUUCCAAGUAGAAGUUGUGGGAGCCUUCAGUGACAGACUGGGAGUUGGCGUUUAUGUGACCGAUGCCUACAGCGUGGGCUCAGACCCAAAAGACCUGGUGGCAUUUCUGAAAGCUGGAGGAGGGGUGCUGAUAGCUGGACAGGCGUGGAAUUGGGCUGCAAAUCACCCCAAAGAGAACACACUGCAUCAGUUUGAUGGGAAUAAAGUGUCGGGAGUGGCAGGAAUCUACUUCACUGAGCGUUAUGGUGAGGCGGAGAACCUGCCCGUCUACCCUCAGAUCUCGUCCUCCUGGAUGUCAUUAGCGACAGGCAGGGAUUUUAAGGAUGACUUGGAGUUCUUACUCCAGGGGGUUUCAGAAUUCAACCUCCCCUCUGAGUAUCUGUGUUCUGAGGUUCUAGUCCACAGCCCACUAGCCUUUCCCAUCGGCACUACAGAAGAUGGACGACCAUUCCUGGCAGGAGCCUACUACGGGCGAGGACGGGUCAUUGCGGUUACACAUGAAGGAUGUCUGAAAUUUGAGAGCAUGGCUCCAUUUUGGAGAAACGCCAUUCACUGGUUGGAUGAAGGGCGCAAAGGGGUUGUUGGUGUCAUGGUGGAUCCUGCACUCAAAGUUCUGAGAAACAAGAUCCUCAACCUAAUGGGAUUGAGCCUGUUGAAAGCAACAAUCAGCGCGGGAUCAUACAAAGCCACUAUUCCCAGCGAGGCUAUUAAAGAUACUUACCAUUUCCGCCACCUUCUGUACCGCUUUGCUGCCCAUGUGACUACAGGUGGAAAACUAAACAAUCAUGAGGAGGGAUGUUUGAAAAAGCUGGGCAGCGACUGCAAUGUCUACUUGCAGAUGAAAGCCCAUGACUGCUUCCACUACAGACAAGUCUUGGCUGCACUCACUGACGUGUUAAAGAGGUCAGGCCUGCCGCAGGUGAGCGACAGCUGUCCUGUAAUGACUCCAAAAGACCACCUACUCCUCAGUGUGGGAUCAGCUGUAUAUAAGGUUUGCCCAAAUCCCGAUGCCCUCCGGCCCUACCUCAUCAAGGAUAAUCCAGCAAUGCCUGUUGUCUGUAACCAUAAGAUCAAGAUCGAUGCUAACACAGCAG